Pseudozyma flocculosa PF-1 is the source of this 1329-nucleotide messenger RNA. RefSeq lists its product as uncharacterized. Lineage: Eukaryota; Fungi; Basidiomycota; Ustilaginomycetes; Ustilaginales; Ustilaginaceae. Gene Ontology annotation, molecular function: oxidoreductase activity. The transcript has a single exon. The record is from RefSeq and is a predicted model, not a curated record. Bases 1 to 1329 code for a protein of 442 amino acids.
AUGCUCUCUGCUCUACCCCCUUCGCAUCCUGCCCGGACAGACCUUGUCGGUGCAGACGAGGCUGGCGGCGUCACCUUUCAGCAUGCCACCGCCGACUUCCAGCGGCGGCUGCAGGUCCCGCUCGGUGAUGGACGGGCCAUUGACGCCGCCUUCCCAGGCAUCCUGGUACCAGACCCUUCUCGCACUCCGACAUCGAAGCUGCCCUCGAACGACGUAGAGGCCUACCUCGAUGGCAUCUCGGCACUCGCAAGGACUUCAGCGACGACCGCCGGAGCGCGAACUACUUCGUCCUCGGCCCUGGGCGAGCUGCUCGCGUCGCACGGCGGCGCCCUGCACUUCCGCUCGACACCGCUGCGCACCGCGGCCGACUUCUCGCGCUUCCUGUACACGAUUGCCGGACAGCAGGGCUGGCGGCCGCACGUCGACAAGGGCCUGAUGGUGCUUCGGAAGCCGCACGCCGACAACGUCGCGACGGCCAACGAGGGCCCUCCGUACCAGCCCAUUGGGAGCCACAACGAGUACGGCCUGUCGACGCACUUCCCUCGCUACAUUGCCUUUUUCUGCCUCUCGCCGCCGCAGCAGGGCGGGCAGACGCCCAUCGCGUCGAGCCUCAAGCUCUACCACGACCUCGAGCGCGAGGUGCCCGAGUACAUUGCUGCGCUGCGCGACGAGGGCGUGGCAUUUACCAUCCACCACCCGCGGGACACGAUCGAAGGGUGCAUCCAGGGCAACGCGCUCUUCUCUUCGUCGGCGUUUGGACCGAGUGAGGGCGUCGAGGGCGUCGUGGGCCUCGACGAGGACGCCAAGCGCAAGGUGGUCGAGUCCAACGUCGAUGCCCUGGCUGCCGAGGGCGGAUGGACGCCGACGCUGCACCGCGACGAGCCCACUGCGCCGCACUGGAAGAAGCGGGGCUUUUCGGCGACGUGGAACGAGGACGGAUCGGUGCUCGUCACGCAGCGGGUGCCCGGGGUGCGCGACCAUCCGAGCCUGGGUGCCAAAACCUACUUCAACAACAUCCACAACCGCUUCGCCUACAGCCGGGCCGCCGGUGCGCUCCAGCCGCCGCACAUUGCCAAGAACCAGACGACGGCGGCGGGCAGGCCCUUUUACCAGUUCCCGCCGCACAUUGUCGGCGAGCGCGAGGACCGACCGGUCGAGGAGCGGUGGACGCGCGUGGCCGACGAGGUGACGGCGCGCAACCAGGUGGAUGUCGAGUGGAGCGUGGGCGACGUGCUGCUCCUCGACAACCUGGCGGUGCAGCAUGCGAGGAGGACGUGGAAGGGCGAUAGGAGACUGCUCGCCAGCCUGUGGGACGGGGCCGACGAGUAG